Molecule: messenger RNA, 5766 nt
Organism: Brugia malayi
Lineage: Eukaryota; Metazoa; Nematoda; Chromadorea; Rhabditida; Onchocercidae
Exons: 40
Coding region: 1-5766 (1921 amino acids)
Biological process (GO): proteasomal ubiquitin-independent protein catabolic process
Cellular component (GO): cytosol; nucleus
Molecular function (GO): proteasome binding; peptidase activator activity
Source: RefSeq, a predicted model, not a curated record
AUGUGGAUAAUAGACAAUAAAAGCGAAGAUGAGGCGAAAACGUUGAAGGAAAAACAAAGCGAGAAAAACGGUUACUUGUAUACAAGUGCAGAAGGUUAUCUGCGUGAUAAAUCGAAAUUUCAACAUACACGGCGAGAAUAUUCUUAUUUACCAUAUUAUGAAAAUAUCAGUCGAAAUUCUUCUUUCUGGUUAGAGCAGAUAAAAGCGGGCCUGGCCGCCUCCACCUUAUCAUAUGCUGCUGAUUCAGGGAUUUCUUUUUGGAUGAAUCAACUGAGCCAGUAUUUAAAUUUUUUCUGUCAUCGUUUCUCCAAGGCCGAUCAUAUAAAACUUAUCAAGUUUAUUUACAAUGUUAUCUUGGAGCCCGAUUAUGACCGAAGGCUUAUUCAUAAAGCUUGCUCAUUGAUCAAAACGCUAAUUAAUGAUGAGAUAAUCAAACGCAAUGAUGUAACUUUACCGUGGAGACCAAUUUAUGAUUUGUACAUAGAAGUAGCCUUCAAACGAAACAGUAAAAAUUUGGAAAAAUCGAACAUUCGUUCAGCAGUUCUGGCUGUUAAAGAAUUAUUUCCACUAUCAGCAACAAAGGAAAUUCUAGAUGAGAUACGUCCGUUUAUUGAUGUAUGGAAUGAUUAUGCAAUGAUUAAAUUCGUUAAUUUAUUCUCAGCUUUUAUACCACUUAAAAUGUCCAAUGAGGAACACGACCUGUACGGUGCUGGAUUAUGGUACGAUGAGAUAUGGUACUUUUAUAAUUUCGUUGAGAUGAACAGCUCUUGGGAAAGUCCCAUACAACACAUAUUCUCCGCGAUAAGUGAAUAUUGUCCAGGAUAUAUCGAUUGGUCAUCCAAAUACACAAUCAUUUUUUCAAAACUUUUGCGGGCACUGAAUUUAAGUGUACGAUAUAAUAAAGUAGCAGUUGGUGAUGGGACAGGGAUGGGCUCUGAAAGUUCAGGUGCAGAAUGGAUCAUAUGGAUGCUAGGUGGAAUGAAUGAAAGUGCUCAUCGGUGUUUCGAACGGCUGAUCAAAUGCGUCGAAUCUUUUUUACAUCCAUUACAUGAAGGAGGUCAUACGCCAACUCUGCAGUCAUUUUUAGAUGCUCUGGUCAGCGAAAUGGUACGGCGUAUCCGUAUUGAACGAGUGCGUCAGAAAACCAGAAACAAGGUACCAUCAGAAAUGCGCUUUACGGAUGAACAAAUUGAAUGGUUCGUCAGCACAUUGCUUCCAUCCGUGCUUUAUUCGGUGUUUUCAACGACUGAAACAUCAGCAUCUAACGUUAUGCGAAAUUUAGCAUUUCUCGCACCACAACUAGUCUUACCAAAGUGUCUUGACUUAAUUUAUACAUCGCUGUCGACUAUCACAGAACCACAUCGUUUGAAACAGUCAUUGGAAUGUAUUGUUGAAAUUUGCGUGCCUCUGGUUCGUGACAAUGGUACCUAUAGUUACCGAACAUACAAUGUUUGUAAGCAGAACUGGAUUGACGAUAUUAAUAAAAUCACAGAGGACAAAGAAUAUAUAUCGACGCCAUCGACUGUUAUAGAUGAAUUGGAGGUCCACUCUGAUAAUUGUCGAGUACCGCUACGUGAACACGCAAUUUUUCUACUUGAGAUAUUAAUUGAAGCUAUCGAUAUCAAUGAUUUCCAAAAACUCUCACUUUCUUUGCAGACGCUGGAAACCAUUUUUCAAUUAGUCCCAAUUGUGAAUUGUUCCGCUGCUCUUGAAAUGACCAAAUAUAUGGAUUUAAAUGAAGAAGAAAAACGUCUUUGUAAAUUAACAGCGCGAUUCCCAAACAUUGUACAGAAUUUUGUGAAUAAAGUAUUCAAAGUGAUAACACAACUGUCAAGUUCUGCUCCAAGUGAUGGCAUAUCAUACGUGGAUUCGAUAUGUGAUAAUUCGGAUGUAAUUUUGAUGGGGAGUGAAGAAAUUGUGAUAAGUGCAACAAUUCAAAGCGCUUUUCAUGCAUUGUUCUUUAAUUGUUCAUCCAGUUUUGUUGAGCUAAUCGGUGAUCAUACAUACAAAUUCAUUUCUACAUCUGAAUUCGAAAGUGCCGUUGCUGCCGAUGCUGCUUUCUCACUUAUGCAGGAAUCCAUUUAUGCUAAUCCAGUCCGUUAUUUCCCGAUGUAUAUUAAAUUCUUGUUGGAGAAACAAAAACAGUACAUAACAGAAGAGAAGAAAAUAUUAAAAGAACUUGAUGUAACAACAAUGUGGUUUGCAUAUUUAUCGCAAAUGAUCUUCUCUGUGCCCAGCAAUCUCCUACUGAAAUAUCAGGAGGAAUGUAUUCAAAUCCAUAAAUGCAUUAUGUCAAUGAUUUGUUAUAAUGCUUAUCAAGGGGCAUGUUGGUCACUUAAAAAUGUUUUAACACAACUAACAGAAGUUUAUCCUAUAUCGGAGGAAGAUCAACAACAUAAUUUGGAUUUGCCAUUGCAUUUGUCGUUGCCCAUUAAGAAAUGGGGUGUUAAGUGUCUUAAAGAUGUUGUGACCAUAAAAUGGCAUAUUCCAACAGAAGCUGAAGUGGAUUUUGCGGAAAAAUUGUUGGAUGAGUUUGCUUGUUCUGAAGUUCAAUUACUCACAGCCCCGGCAAGUAUGGAUAAGUUUGCAAUCAAGCGUUCAUUGAUCAUCAUCUAUAACUUACUAUCCUGUGUUGGCAAUCGUUUGCCAAUUUUUAACACCAAAGAAAUUAAAUUGAGCGAAACAGUUGUUGAUAUGGAUCCUAUAUGUAUAACAUCCGUGUCACCACGCAUAAAAAUGUUUUCUUUCAAUGGUGAAAAUAUUCGAGAAAAAGUGCGUAUUGUAAUGCAUAAUUUAAUGGAAUUUUUAUUAAGCCAACAGGAUGGUCAAUCCAAAAAUCUUUUUCAUAUUUCGUCUGUCCUGCAUGCGCUGUGUAUUGAACGAUCAAUACCGAGCUUUCGGAUGUACAAGAAGAAUAUAAAAAUAAAUUACAAUGAUCCGAUACAAGGACGUCGUGCUGAACAGUAUGACUCUUUUGAGCAACGAAUUUUCUCAUAUCAAAAAGAUCUAUAUAUUAAAAAUUCCAAAUUCACCGAAUCGCAUCUCAAAAUCAUGAAGGAUCUUGUAAAGCUUGGUACAAACUUUUUCACCGAUGUGCGCAUAGCUUCUCAAGCAACACUGAUGAAACUAAUAGCAAAAUUUCCGAAUUCGAAAUAUUUAUUGGUGGACGAUGUGUUGGAACAUUUGGAUCCAAAGCGCAAUAUCAGUCAUGAAGAAAUGAAAGGAGCGCUGUAUAUUUUGAAAAAAUGUGGAUUUUUGACUUCAAAUGCAAUUUCUCCCCGAUGCAAGUGUUGGCUAGCGAUUGCAAAGCUCAAAGUUUCCGAAAAACCAUCUAUAAUCACCUUGGUACAGCGCUGUACUGAUUCUGUUUCCACGAAACAGUGGACAAUCCAAAGAAACAUCAAUUCAACAAACAUUCGUGUCACAGCGCAAGAACUGUUUACUGAUAUUAAUGCUAAUAAUACAUUUUAUGCGAAAUAUCAAGAAUUGUCUCAUUCACAUGCAAUUCUUAUGUCAAAAAACAAAUUUACUGAAAAGCAUAGAAAAAAUUACGAGAAAAUAAGUAGUUUUCGCAAUGAACUUAUUGAAAUUUGCAAAAAUAAGGGACAGCUAUACCAUUGGCGACAAAUUGAUUCAGCACGAACUUUUCUUUUCACCCUUCAUCGAAAUUUUUUCACGGUUGAAGUGGCGGAAAUAUUUCUGCAAAUGUUGGUUGAUGUUCAUGCAGUUUGGCGACAUACUGCUGCUGAUUGUAUUGCUAAUUAUUUGGAAUGGAAUAAACCACUAACAAAAAGAAUAUUAUGGGACCCACCUAAUAAGGUAUUUGAUCCCAAAUUUAAAUAUGCAUGUGGUUUGAGACCUGAUAAUUUAUGUAUCGUUUACAAUCGUGAUGGCUUACCAAAAGAUGAACAAACUUGGAAUGGAACAAUAUUUGUAUCAAAACCACACUGGGGCGCUUAUCAGUGGCCAAAAAAAUUGGUAAUAUCAGCUCCAGCAAAUGCACAAACAGAACUGCAACGCUCUAUGUCGGAAUUCAAUGAUGUUGAAAAACUAAUACUUGAAUAUAUGAAAGAUAAACAAUUUAUUAUUUUGUGGCAUACUAUCUUAUUGAAGGAGAAGGAAGACAGUGAUGUAUUUUAUGCUGGCGAAUGUCGUUUAGUAAAAUAUUUGUUUCGAAACUUUGGUGUGUUACUGGUGUCGCAAUUUAAGAUGUUGUUAGAAUCUUUAUGUGGUCCUGAGAAUGGACGUUCACUUAUACGACGCACACAGACAAAACUUGCUGCAAUAUAUUGCGCUGGCAUUAUCCGUGGUUCAAGAAACUGGCUUUUUAAUGAUCUGCAAGAGAUGUGGGUCUGGUUGAAACCUAUUAUUGUCUAUCAUAUUGAAGGUUUGAUGUCAGAAACAGUGUAUCAUUGGGAUAUUGCGCUGAAGUUUUGCUUGGAUAUUACUGAUGUGAGGAGAUUUCAUUGGCUCAUAGAAACACUAUUUGAAAUCGCUUUAAAACCUGCCCCGACAACAUGGCAUCGAUGUGUACGAUUGGGUCUUAUACACUACAUUUCUUCUUGCUCAGCUUGGAGAACAACAGAAUUAUUAAAUCAAGUCAUAAAUAUUGCAAAUGUUAUGAUUUCACAAUCGUGGCUGGCAACAGAAAGAGAGCAAAUUGCGAGCGUGCUUUCAUUUCCUGCGGUUUAUGGUUUUGCAAUGGGUGAUGAAAACAAUAUACCAAUGAAAUACAGAAUUCCAAAGUUAGCAGAAAUAAUAGAUAUAUUCGAUACUCAAAUUAAGGAAAUGAUGAAGUCAAGGAAAAUACAAGUAAAUAAAAGAGGUGCAUCUCCUGAAGUUAAAUCAAAGCAGAUAGCAUCAUCACCAUCACCGCCGUCUGCUACUGUUACUUUAUUGAAAAAUUCACCGUGUAUUGCAGAGAAAUUUAACAAACAGAUUGCUACUAAUCCGAAUAUUGUCAUCGUGAGGCGUCAACUAUAUAUUAAAACUCUGCUGAAAUUUUUGAAUCUAUACUUUCAAUCCUGUUUCGUAGCUUUAUCUUCGCCUAUCAUAUCUCUCUUUCCACUUAUAACCCAUCUAGCUGAUGAAGAAACAGCCGACAACGACGAGACAGAAGUGGUACGGGAUGCUGAUUUGACAAUUGGCGCAAGCGAUGUCUUGUUCCAGUCAUGGUCUGGUAUUUAUCUAUGUGACGAACUUGCUGAUGAGAUGUUGAAUAGUGUUGAACAGACAAUGAAUGUGAGUACGAGUUGGAAGGCAUGGGUAUCUAUAAUGAAAUUUCUUCAUGUAUUUAUAUUUUCAAACAUACUUGUUUGCGAAAAGCAAAAAAGGCGUGAAAUUGUGCAACGAAUGAUUUACAAUGCAAUCCGCCACGCACAACUUGAAGUACGACGAGAGGCAGCUGAUUGUCUAACAGCACUAAUACACUGCGGUUUUCAAUCACUCACCAGUUGUUAUAUUAAGGAAUUAUUCAAAUGCACAAAUCAUAAGACACUAAGCGAAAGGCAUGGCGCUGUAUUGGCUCUAUCCGCGGUGAUUCGCGCUUUUCCAUUUACUAUUCCAGCACUAGUAUUCGAUAUGAUACCGAAAUACUGCCAACUCGGCAUUAACUCUGAUUCCUUAAUACGUAACACAGUAACAGAGACACUGCGAUCAUUUUUGCGCACUCAUCAUGAUAAGAUGAUUGAAACGGGCGAAAAGGAUGUGAUACAGAAAUUGCUCGUUUUCAUACAAAAUGUUAUCUCACCCAAUUAUUAUGUAUGA